AUGGGCGCCGCCAUCCUGCUGCUCUCCGGCGCACCGCCACCCGUGCUGACCUCCUUGAUGGUGAGGUCCCAGCCGGGCGGCCGUGCCCCUGCCUUUGCCCUUGCCCGCGGGCGGCCGGGCCCGGGUAGCGCGGCCCGCAUCCGUCGGCGUGAGGGAGGAGGAGGGAGCGGGUCACGGCAGAAGGGGCCUCGAAGGCGGAGAGACCACGCGCUGGAGCAACAAGAGGUCCUGCGCGGGGGCAAGCUGGAGCUGCCGGUGGUGGAUCUGCAGGCACUGACGGCGGCGUGCCGGGGCUCGGCGCGUUCCACCUCCGCGCACCUCUUCGUGCUGGCAUGCGGAGACAUGGUGGAUGCGGGGCCAAGCUCUUAG
Messenger RNA from Miscanthus lutarioriparius, 369 nucleotides. The record is from the annotation of a GenBank genome assembly. NCBI's taxonomy places the organism in Eukaryota, Viridiplantae, Streptophyta, Magnoliopsida, Poales, Poaceae.